AUGGAUUCUAAUUUCAAGAACACAUGCUUGAAUUUCGCCACAAUGAUUAAGAAAUUGCUGUUGCAGAUAGGUUUUUUGGUGGUGUUAGUACUCGUGAUUUGCUUGAUAUUUGGAUUAAAAACUCUUCACCAUCAUCCACAAGGCAAUAAUGAUCCAAAAGGCAACGAUGGUAGUCCUAAUGUAGAGUAUAAGAACAUCGAUGUGGUUCAUUAUGGGGCAGCUGGGGAUGGAAAAACAGAUGAUUCACAAGCAUUUUUGAAGGCUUGGAUGGCUGUUUGUAAGGCUACAACGCCCUCAGCUAUGUUGGUGCCAUCUUCCAAGACAUUCUUGUUGAAUCCAGUGAAGUUUGAAGGCCCAUGCAUGUCCUCCAAUGUCGGGGUUAAAAUCCUUGGAAAGGUUGUGGCUCCAACUGAUGUUGAUGAUUGGAAAGAGUUUAAGGUCAAGAAUUGGUUGUGGUUCGCCAAUGUGAGCGGUCUUGAUAUACAUGGGAAUGGCCAAAUUGAUGGGCAAGGAGCUGGUUGGUGGAAUCAAAAAUCAAAUGGACGACCCACGGCGUUGGCUGUUUACGAUUGUGAUAAUCUUCGUCUUUCUGGAUUAACGCAUAUUAAUAGUCCUAAAAGUCAUAUGCAUAUUGUUCGUUGCAAUCAUGCUUCCAUCUCUCAAUUGAACAUACUAGCACCCGAGGAUAGUCCCAAUACUGAUGGUAUUGAUGUUGCUUAUUCAACCGAUGUUAAGAUUCAGAAUUGCAGUAUUGCAACAGGUGAUGAUUGUAUUGCUAUUAGUGAAGGCUCUUCCAAUAUCCACAUAACAAACAUCGAGUGUGGACCUGGUCAUGGCAUAAGUAUUGGUAGCUUGGGAGAAGACGGGGCGACAUCCGCUGUAGAAGAAGUGAGAGUUCAAGAUUGUCAUCUGAAAGGAACUAUGUAUGGAGCAAGGAUCAAAACAUGGCAGGGAGGAUCUGGAUACGCAAGAAAGAUAUCGUUUCGAGGAAUCACACUAGAUCAAGUUCGCAACCCAAUCAUAAUCAACCAGUAUUACUGCAACGGAAAAAAAGAUUGCAAAAACGAGACAUCAGCUGUAGAAGUGAGUGAUGUGUUGUACCAAGGAUUGCGUGGAACAUCUACAACGAAGGUGGCAGUGAAAUUGAGUUGCAGUGAGAGUAUAGGCUGCAAGAACCUUGCAUUUGAAGAUAUCGAUAUCAAAUCUACAGAUUCUGAUAAAACCACCCAGUCCUCAUGUUCUAAUGCCCAUGGAACAUCAACAAAUACAGUUCCUACUAUCGAUUGUUUGUUACCAUAG
Messenger RNA from Cucurbita pepo subsp. pepo (vegetable marrow), 1299 nucleotides. Its product is annotated as putative polygalacturonase At3g15720. Gene Ontology annotation, biological process: carbohydrate metabolic process. The record is from RefSeq and is a predicted model, not a curated record. Lineage: Eukaryota; Viridiplantae; Streptophyta; Magnoliopsida; Cucurbitales; Cucurbitaceae. Gene Ontology annotation, molecular function: polygalacturonase activity.